AGAGAGAGAGAGGAAGGUGCGCACAGUGCGCGCGAGCUGUGGAUGCAGGAAGGACUCGGGUCUGCGCGCGCUCUAAUCCACACACACACGCGCGCACACACACAUUUUCGGAAGUCUGGGCUUUUUUUUAAUUAGAGCGCGCGUGCCGCAAUCCUGCAGCUCGACUUAACGCGUGCGUGUGGCUCGUGCGCCAGGUGUGGAAUCAGGGGGAGCGCGUAAGGGACAGUGCGCUCGUGUGUGUGUGUUUGUUUGCGCUGGGAGAGGGGGACUCUGGGCUGAAGGUGGGUCUGAGCCUCGUGUCUCGUCGCCCAACGUCGCGUGCAGGUGCGACGUUCCUAACGUUCCGUGGGGCUUCGAGAGCGCGCGCGCGCGCACCACACAGACGCCAUGGCGGAGGAGCCGCAGCUCCAGCAGCCAAAGUGUGUGAGGGGACAGAGGGAGCAAGAUAAAGAGCCCGAGCAGGAGGGAGAGGGGAAAGGAAAUAGAGAAGGAGAGAAAGAGGGAUCCGGAGAGACUUUCACUAUGGAGCAGGAGAUGAAGAUCAGCGACGUGGAGGAUAAAGAUCUUUUAGAAAGCAGUCUGCGUCUGAAACCCCACGAAGCUCAAAAUUACCGGAAGAAGGCGUUGUGGGUAUCAAUGGUGUCCAUCGUGGUGACACUGAUCCUCGCCAUUGCUGCAUUCACCGUUUCCGCAAUGAGAAGCAGCGCCUCCUCAUUUGGAUUUGCUUUCGACGCCUCGCUGGACGUGUUGAGCUCCAUCAUCGUGCUGUGGCGUUACAGCAAUGCGGCGGCCGUGCACUCUGCCCACAGAGAGUACAUAGCUUGUGUUGUUUUGGGGGUUGUGUUUAUCCUGUCUGCGCUAACCAUAAUGGUUAAGGCCAUCCAUGCUCUCGCCACCAAAGUGCUCCCUGAAGUGGACGACUUCCUCUACAGCGUGUCGGUGCUCAGCGGCCUGGUGUGCACAAUUCUGGCGGUGCUCAAGUGCAUGCUGGGUAGAGUGCUCACCAGCAGGGCACUCAUCACCGACGGUUUUAACUCGCUGGUGGGCGGAGUUAUGGGUUUCUCCAUCCUCAUCAGCGCUGAAGUGUUUAAGCACAACCCCAAGGUUUGGUAUUUGGACGGCGCCAUCGGUGUCCUGAUUGGACUCAUCAUCCUCGCUUACGGCAUCAAGCUGUUGAUUGACACUGUCCCUCGAGUAAAACAGACCAGGCACUACGAGCGCUUCGAGUAGGAUCAACAGCGCACAGUGGAGACUCUGGACUUUAUACACCCACACAUACACACACACACACACACACACACACACACACACACACACACACACACACACACACACACACUUUGAAAAGACUCUUGCGACGAAUGGAAAACCCACGCACAAACACUGCACAUAUAACACACACACACAUCCGCAUACAUACAGAAUGCAUCACUGUAACCUCUCAUCAUCUUCAACAUCACCCCUGCUCCAGGAGGAAGACAAGGACGAAUUCGAACAAGAACAGGUCCUGAAGACAUGGGUCAAGGAAGCGUUCUUCAUGGGUGUGGCAAAUCGAAUGAAGCUGAUCUUUGAGGACAUAAAAUGUUAAUCAUCUGUGGUGAAUAAGAAAAAAAGCACAUUUCCUAUGAGAAAGAAAGAGGGCGUGAGCUCGCGUUAAAUCAGACGGUACCUUGGACACAAAACUAUAUUUAGCAUCCAUUCAUCUUCAGCAGGAUCUUCGUGUACACCUCGAGCGACAAACCAAGGAGCAGCUGGCACGCCGUUACAGUAACUCGCCUCGUCUGGACGCCCCCCCCACCCUCUUUUCCUUACCUUUAAUGUGAUUACAGGGUACGGAUUUCGUUUGCCAGGUGGACGUCUACCUCUUUCCAAACCCGCCAGUUGCAAGAUGAUCCCAUCCUGCAGUUCAUACAGUGAAGAACGUUAUGAUUAGAAGAACAGAAAAGAAGCACACUCGUUGGAGCACAGAGAGAUUAGCACAAGAUUGAAAUUUGUACUAUUGUACUGUACAUAAAGCACUCAUAGCUACUAAUAGCAUAGCUACAUUGUUCUGAUAGGUCAAAAUUGUGCUCAUAUUUUCGAGUGGUUAUGUAGACUUAAAUGAUGUUUAUUGUGGAAUUAUUGGUAGUAGCCUACACUGGAAUUUGAUAUAUAUACGCCAGGUAGUUUAACGUCAUUUGAGUUCACUUAGCUCGCGCUUACUCGUUCUUACUUCUGGUUAUUGGAAAAGGCGAGCGAUUUCUCCUGAUGCGUUUUAGGUAUCGUGCGUGUACACAGCUGUCAAAAAACUCGGUGUGAUUAGCCUUGUAUUCGGAGAAAACGUGUUACUAGCGGAUUAACCGCUAUUGAAGCUACGCGUAUAAAUGUACAUACUUUUCUGUAUCCGUACUGCCGGCACACACAGCAUUCGUUUUUCACAAGUAUUUAAUCCGUAAACCUCCACAACCGAACGUACCUUCCUCUAAUGACCUGUCUUUUCUUUCUUUCCUGUUUUACUUGUGUAACACUUUCUUAAAAUAUGGAUGUAGAGUAGAUCUAGAUGUAGAACCAGACUACAAAUAAGAACACGUUUAAUAUGAGUCUAGUGUUAUUGAGACCUGGGAUGUGAACCGUUUUGAUGAUUACAGCAGCAGUUCUUCACUAUCUAAAUCUUCAGUAUCUCCAGGUGAGUCACAAGUAAAGCCAUUCUUAAAAAGUUGUGGAACUGAUAAUGAGAGAGUAGAACAUGUUUUAGAAAUCAUUUCAAAGUAAUACAACUAUUAAUCCACCUUAAGAAUGCUACUUCUAGCUAGACCUGUAUUUUGAAUGAACUUUUUGAAUUUGAAUCAUCUAAUCUCCUCACGAGUGCUAAUUCUAGCUAAGCUAACUGCCAUUUCAUAGUCGUCUUUUUUGUUUUUUUUUCUAUUCCAUUUGCUCGGCUAAUUCUAGUAAGGUAACUAGGAACCUAGAUUGCAGGCCAAUGUAGCUUGUGUAUAACGCUAAUUUACUGAUCGAUUUCACAUUUUCUAAAUCGUUAAUUCACCUUAAAAUAGUUAUUUCUAUUUAAUCUGGAAUGCUAGUCAUUUCACCUCGCCAAUGAACUCUAAGUGAAUUCAAAAAGAUGCUACAUCUAUCAAAUUAGCUAGAACUUGGACAGGAAAGUCUGAUGGCACCAGCUCACAAAAAUAAAAGAUUGAAAUGUGUACGUUUACUUUUAAUCAAAUCUCCCCAUUUGAUCUGAAUACUAAUUCUAGCCAGUUAGCUAGAAGCUAAAAAUGUUUAUAGCUUAUAAAGUAUUAGCACAUUCCCUAGUCUUUAGGGUAUUUAUUAAGAAUGUUGAUUAAUUUAUUCGUUUUAGAUUUUAUAAAACGUUAAUCCACCUUAGGAAUGCUACUUCUAGCUAGUCUAGAACGUUCAACGUUUAAUUAUAAACAAAAAAAUUUGUUUCUUUCGCUAUGAAAAUAAAAUCUCCUCACAAACGCUCACUAUUGAGACAGUAACUGGACAUUUAUUUUCCUUUUAGGAGAUUUAUGGAAAAAAAAAUGCUGAUUUGUUGGUUUUUAAUUUAUAAAACAUUAAACUAUCGUACGAAUGCUAUUCCCAGCUAUCCUCAUACAGUGCUGUAAAAAAGUAUUUGCCCCCUUUUGUUUAUUAAAAAUUUUAUUUUUUUUUUUUAACAAAUUUUCCACGACUGAAUAAUAUUGAUUUAUUGAUUCGUGUUUUUCAUUCUUAUAAACCAUUAAUCCGUCUUCAAGAACACUAGUCAAGGACGGAAGGUUUUUCAUUGUUUUUCUACCUCAACUUUCCAUGUGGAUGCUAAUUCUAGCUGCACUAGCUGGCAUUCCCUGUGUUUUUAUAAGCUUAAUUAAUUAAGGGUAACUGAUUUAUUGAUUUUCAUUUCAUAAAACACUAAUCUAUCCUAAGGACGCUACACGUAGCUCGCCUAGAAAGUCUUGCUUUUAAUUCGUUCCUUAUCAAACCACGUCAUAAGCGCUAGCUCUGGCUUUUCUAGCUAGGGUUUAGCAUGAGGCUGUUCUGGCGCAUUUACACAUACUUUUAAAAAUAAUAAAUUUAAUUUAACACUGAUUUAAUGAUUCAGUUCUCAUUGAUAAACAUUAACUUCUAGCUAGUUUAGAAAGUUUCCUUGAUUUGAUUGUUUCCUCCUCAAAUUUGGCCUUAAUCUGGCUAGUCUAGGUCAGAGCUAGCAUCUGGAAAAUAAAAGAACCAGGAGAUAUUUGAAGAAAAUAAAGAUUUAUUGAUUAAUUCAUCAAUUUAGAACACGUUAAUUCACCUAGCUAGUCAUAAUCAAAUUUUUCUCUCUCAACUCUACUCCUGGAUGCUAAUUCUAGCUGAGCUAGCUGGCUAGCUGUUUUUAUAAGCUAGGUUAGGGAUAACACUGACUUAUUAAAUCUCAUUUUAUUAAGAUUUAAUCUAGCUGAAGGAGGCUGGUUUAAAUAAGUAUAGAAUGUCUCGUCUUGAGAGCCAAUUCUGGCUAGUCUAGCUAGCGGUUAGCGCGAGACUGAUCUGGAAAAUUAAGUCUCUCACAUUUCCUGGUUCUUUUAAGACAAUUCUGAAGAUCUGUUUGAUUGCGUUCUCAUUUAGGACACGUCACUCCGCCUAGCUAGUUUUAAUUUAUUUUCAUUUCAUCUUUUAUAUUUCUUCCCUCAACUCUCCUCAUCGAUGCUAAUUGUAAUUGGUUAACCGUGUUCGCUAAAUUCUUCAAAACAGACAGAGUUGAAGUUGGACUAACCACACUAACUAAAACUCUUCCAUAACCAUGUUACGGUUCUUCGCGAGUAAACAGGUGGUG
Messenger RNA from Silurus meridionalis, 4789 nucleotides. RefSeq names its product transmembrane protein 163b (gene tmem163b). The record is from RefSeq and is a predicted model, not a curated record. NCBI's taxonomy places the organism in Eukaryota, Metazoa, Chordata, Actinopteri, Siluriformes, Siluridae. Gene Ontology annotation, cellular component: synaptic vesicle membrane. Gene Ontology annotation, molecular function: zinc ion binding. The coding region runs from base 388 to 1230 and encodes 280 amino acids. The transcript is spliced from 8 exons.